AUACCCAGCUCAGGAGGAACACUUGAAGGCAGCAAAAGUUUAGAACAGAGUAGUGAUAUAUCUGUGGACAUGGAGGGAAACAAGAGCAGUACGGAUACAAAUUUUGCUCCAGACCCAGGGUGGGCAGGUACAACACAUGAUGCCCCACGUGACCCCAUCUCAGAGGAAAUAAUCAGCAGACAGCUGAGUGAACAGGGCCGGUUUGCCUUUGCUGCACUGUGCGGCGUCUCUCUGGGCCAGUUGUUUACUGGGACUGAAAACAGUGUGUUCAGGGAGCAGUAUCUGCAGGGCUUAGUCCAAUGGCUGAACCUGGAUGAGUCCGUAAUGCCAGUUAUGGGAGCUUUCCUGUCCGGCCUGGGCUGUGAAGGCAACGACACCUUCCUAUCCAUCUUACAGGCCGAACCACUGCUGGCUUCUGGGGCCACCCCCAUUGUACAGGAUCUGGUGACUUUUUCUGUCAAAGAUGGCCAGUAUGAUGCCAGAUCGAGGGUUCUCGUCCGUCAUGUCAGCUGUCUGCUACGAGUCCUUCCACAGCAGCUGGAGGAGUUUGAAGGAACACUGGGAGAAAGGUUGAGGGAAGGAGGAGAGGAGAGCGAAGAGGAGUCCUCUCGGCGACGGAGAAGAGAAAGAGGGCGAAAGUUACGACGCUACCUCCUCAUUGGACUGGCGACCGUGGGUGGAGGAACAGUGAUUGGUGUGACAGGUGGGCUGGCAGCCCCCUUGGUGGCAGCAGGGGCCGGUGCUGUGCUGGGGGCAGGCGGGGCUGCUGCUCUGGGCUCAGCCACUGGCAUCGCAAUCAUGGCCUCCCUGUUUGGAGCAGCAGGAGCUGGACUGACUGGCUAUAAGAUGAAUAAGUGUGUCGGAGCAAUAGAAGAAUUUGAAUUCCUGCCACUGAGCUCUGGGAAACAUCUUCACCUGACCAUCGCCGUGACAGGGUGGCUCUGCAGUGGUAAAUAUGGGUCGUUCCAGGCCCCAUGGUGCAGUCUGGGCGAGUGCGGGGAACAGUACUGCCUGGUGUGGGAGUCCCGUUUCCUCAGGGAUCUGGGCUCAGCCAUGGCCUCUCUGUUGGACGGGCUGGUCAGCAUGGUGGCCCAGGAGGCACUCAAGUACACGGUGCUGUCAGGCAUCGUGGCGGCUCUGACAUGGCCUGCGUCUCUGCUGGCAGCAGCCAGUGUCAUCGACAACCCCUGGUGUGUUUGUCUGAACCGCUCAGCAGAAGUGGGGAAACACCUGGCCCAGGUUUUAAGAAGCAGACAGCAGGGGAAGCGGCCUGUCAGCCUCAUAGGUUUCAGUCUUGGGGCCAGAGUUAUUUAUUACUGUCUCCAGGAACUUGCCAAUGACCAAGGUAGUGAAGGAGUAGUAGAGGAUGUAGUCCUCUUGGGGGCCCCUGUGGACGGCUCUGAAAAGGCCUGGGAGAGAAUGACCCGGGUUGUGGCUGGAAAAAUAGUCAACGGCUACUGCAGAGGGGACUGGCUUCUGGGGUUCUUGUACCGAAGUUCAGCUGCACAGCUGUGUGUUGCGGGGCUACAGCCAAUCAACAUCCAGGAUCGGCGUAUAAUCAAUGUGGAUCUUUCCUCUGUGGUGAAAGGUCACUUGGACUACAUGCGUCAGAUGGACACCAUCCUGGUGGCAGUGGGAGUUCCCACCAAGGAGGUCCCAGGAGCUGCCUUUGCUCUUCCUCAGCUUGUAACAUUUACAAAGGGGACAGAGGAAAUCCCUGACCAAACCCCCGAUGACCAACAAGCGACUGAGACACAAACCCAAGCUGAGGAGGCUGAGAAAGGAGACGUGAAAGAGCUGGCAGAGACGGAGGGUGACGGCUGGGAAAUCCCUGAUAUUUCAGACCUGCUGGACUCAUUAAAUGACACAGAAUCAGACAGGAACAAUUUAGCACUUACUUCUGAAGAGACUGCACCUAAUGACGACCCAGCGUCUGAUUUUAACGUUGCAGAGGGGGCUGACCCUGAUAAUGAACACAUAUCAUGGAGCUGGGAUGACACACACUGGACAACAGAGCACACACACAAACAAAGGCAGCCAAACUUGUAAAGAGCAUGUUACUGGACCAGCUGCUUCCCUGUAAAAUGUUGCCUUCUCAAGUUUGUUCAGCAUCAAAGCUUUGUCGGAGAAAAUAUUCAUUCCAUUCCCAUCACACUGACACGCAGAGAUGGCCAAAGAUCCCUGAAUUAACUGCUUUGUUUAACCAUGAAGUGUUGUUUUUAGUCUUUAAUUUAAGAACAACUUUAACUUUUGUAAAUGAAGUACUUUUUUUA
Centropristis striata (black sea bass) is the source of this 2273-nucleotide messenger RNA. It is a transcript of the gene tmco4, whose product is annotated as transmembrane and coiled-coil domains 4. Lineage: Eukaryota; Metazoa; Chordata; Actinopteri; Perciformes; Serranidae. The coding region runs from base 70 to 2049 and encodes 659 amino acids. The transcript has 14 exons. The record is from RefSeq and is a predicted model, not a curated record.